AUGAGUCACAAGGAGCAUAUUCAACCAAUCUGCGUCGAGUAUGACCAAGGAGCGAAUGAGAAGGCAACAUUAGGAAAUCAAUGGAAACGUCCAUGGAACAAGUUGGGCCCGUUCACGGUCCAUCUUGAAACACCACCAAACUGGCAUCCAGAGACGCUUUUUGUAUCAGAACCCGUUAUCAACGCUCUACUAGCGCGCUCAAACAAAUCGCAAGCAAAAAAGCUUAUGCGCUUCGUUUACGAGGAAGAAACGUACGCGACGAAACAAAGCACCAUCUCCACGUUUACAAGAGGGACGACUGUUAUAAAUUUGUACGCGCACAAAAGAGAUCUUUCGCAAGCCCUCAAGCGGGUACCACCUGGCUACGAGCUAGUCGUCCAACAGAAAACAUUCUAA
Molecule: messenger RNA, 396 nt
Organism: Arctia plantaginis
Lineage: Eukaryota; Metazoa; Arthropoda; Insecta; Lepidoptera; Erebidae
Source: the annotation of a GenBank genome assembly